GAUCUGCCAGGACUUGUAGCUUAGGACAUAUGAAGCCAUUGCUCGAUGCGUGUAAUAACCACCGUUGAAGCGGCCUCUCAGGCCUCCGCACGGAUGAACAUCCUGAAGAUCCCCUGACGCCGUCCUGACCCUAUGUAUUUAGUGAUCAGUCGGCAGGAAAAGGGGCAACCCUAACCCCUCUUCCGUCCCGGCUAAAAGGUCAAGGUGGACCGACCUCCACGAGUUUGAGUCAAGUCUUUGAGAGUGAAAAUUCAAACACACACUCUCUCACAUAACGCGUGUCCUCUCGACUUCAACAGUCUGCACGCCAACAACAUCAGCAGCCACCAUGUCUCACGACCACUACCUCACCCUGUCCUGCCCCGACAAGCCGGGCAUCGUGCACGCCGUAACAGGCAUCUUCGCACGCGAGGGCCUCAACAUCCUGUCCCUCCAACAAUUCUCCGACCCAACCACGCAAAAAUUCUUCAUGCGUGUGCACUUUGGCCCUACGCCCUCCGAGUCGACCUCCUCCCUCCGCCCAGCCUUCGACUCUCUCGCCGCAGACUACCAAAUGACGUACGACAUCCGCCCCGUGGCCCAAAAGCCCCGCGUGCUCAUCAUGGUGUCAAAAAUCGGCCACUGUCUCAACGACCUGCUGUUCCGCGCGAAAACCGGCCAGCUGCCGAUUGAGAUCCCAUUGAUUGUCUCCAACCACCCGGAUUUUGCCCCGUUGGCUGCGAGUUAUGGGAUUGAGUUCCGCCAUUUGCCGGUUACGAAAGAGACCAAGGCAGAGCAGGAGGGCAAGAUUCUCGAGUUGAUCAGGGAGAGGGAGAUUGAGUUGGUUGUCCUGGCGAGGUACAUGCAGGUGCUCAGCCCGAUGUUGUGUGAGGCAAUGUCGGGCAGGAUUAUCAAUAUCCAUCAUAGCUUCCUGCCGAGCUUUAAGGGGGCGAAGCCGUACCAUCAGGCUUAUGAUCGCGGGGUGAAGAUUAUUGGUGCUACGGCGCACUUUGUCACGGCGGAUCUGGAUGAGGGACCGAUUAUUGAGCAGAGGGUUACGAGGGUUGAUCAUAGCUUGAGUCCGAAGGAGUUGGUUGAUGAGGGAUCGAAUGUGGAAAGUCAGGUGCUUGCGGCGGCGGUUAAGUGGUAUGCCGAACGCAGGGUGUUUCUGAAUGGAACGCGGACGGUGGUUUUCUAGGUGCGCUGUCAAAAAUGGGCGGACUGUACGUUAUCCCGCAGGGACAGAAAAUGCAGUGGUGUAGGUAGGUAUCUACAAAACCUGUAUGGGGGAGAGGGUUGCCAUUGGGGUUUGGGCAAAUCUGUGUUGGGAUUAUCUAUGGCGGGGCGAAUGAGGGCAGUCUGGUUGCGAUUGAAACCGUAUCUGCCUGUUUCGUCGACGUCAAUGAAAGAUUGCUGUACUCUGGGAUCAAAUAUCCCAGAGCCUUGUUAGGUCAGGAGGUAGGCAACGUUUUGCCCAUGGGCAUUGGCCGUCACCUACCCCGUGCUCUGUUAAAGCAUUGGAGGAAUCCAACCUGUUUGUUCUCUCUGGGCGGUCCCCUUGCCAAUUGAUGCAGCCGAGGGUUGGCACACAACAUACGAAUCAAAGACGUGAAAACGACCUAGUGUACGGCAGUGUUCUACACAGCUUCCAUCCAGAACGAAAUAGAUAUCUCCGAGAUCC
Canariomyces notabilis is the source of this 1660-nucleotide messenger RNA. RefSeq names its product Formyltetrahydrofolate deformylase. Lineage: Eukaryota; Fungi; Ascomycota; Sordariomycetes; Sordariales; Chaetomiaceae. The coding region runs from base 329 to 1177 and encodes 282 amino acids. Gene Ontology annotation, biological process: 'de novo' IMP biosynthetic process. The record is from RefSeq and is a predicted model, not a curated record. Gene Ontology annotation, molecular function: formyltetrahydrofolate deformylase activity. The transcript has a single exon.